Molecule: messenger RNA, 2713 nt
Organism: Toxorhynchites rutilus septentrionalis
Lineage: Eukaryota; Metazoa; Arthropoda; Insecta; Diptera; Culicidae
Product: prion-like-(Q/N-rich) domain-bearing protein 25
Exons: 9
Coding region: 696-2291 (531 amino acids)
Source: RefSeq, a predicted model, not a curated record
GGCAGUAACGAAGGAAAGGCCAUCACAGAAUCGCGCAUUCCUUUGGCAUGCAGCGGGUAGUAACAGUGGAACCAAGACAGUUGUGAUUGACAAAUGGGGUGAAAGUUGAGUUUUGAUAAUUUUAUAAAUUUUAAAUUAACGGAGGUUUAUGUCUCUAGAAUUUGCUGUGCUGUAGUGUAACUGUGAUUCAGUGUAAUACAUGAAGAUUCAACUGAAAUAUAAUUGCGUUGGGUAGUUCCCUGUAUAUAAGUGAUUACAUAGCUCGUGUCACCAGUGUUCCAGCGAUUAUGUGACCCGGCUAAUCAAGUACAAUAAUAUUUCAUAACAUGUGCGUUUAUGCAUUCAUGCUGGUUAAUAGCUUUGAAUGUGCAUGUACGUGAGGUUAUCGUGGGAUCAGGAAAUAUCCAUUACAAUACCUAUGUGGAUAGCCCGGUAUACUAGAUAGAAAAGCAAGGACAUUUUGGGGGAAUCUUAUCAUCGCAUUUCUUCCCCUUUUUCCGGCUUUAAUAUGAUCUCGGAGCGUUCUGUGGCCAUGCACAACUUCGGAGGACUGCAGUAAAGUGCCCCAGGCCCGGUGUUCGAUUUACGGGUUCUGCCAGUGUCCGGCAGGUCAUGUGUUUUCCACCGACGUCACGCGCUGUCUGCCCGAGGUACUAUAUGGGGUAGCGUGUCAGGAGGCGGUCCAGUGCUCUCAUAUGCUUACCGGUGCAAAGUGUGAGGCCGGUUUAUGUACCUGUGAUACCGACUAUACAUACGUUCGCGGACGAUGCCGUCAGCUAGCGAACCUUCACGAGCCGUGCAAUAAUGAUAUCGACUGCUUCUUCAGCUAUAAUCGGGAAGCCGUUGUUUGCCGAGAAGGAUCGUGUGAAUGUGCGCAGGGAUUUUACGAACGAAGCACCAAUGUUUGCCGCCGCCAGGUUGACCUUGGCGAACCCUGUCUGGUGAAUCAGGAUUGUAACGGUGACAAUCUAGAGUGCCAGCAAGAUGUAUGCAAAGAGGUUGCACAAGGUAAAACAUUCAGAGACAUUGGGGUACAAGCGAGGCCGGAGGAGAAGACGAAAACGGAGGAAAGAACAGUGUACGAUAAGCAGCAGCAGACCAGUGUCAGCAAGCGGAGCAGUGAUAACGAACAUGAGCUUGAAAACGAGAUACGAAAGGAGAGCAGCUCCAGUGGUGCUACAGCGAAGAGAGUAAGACUGCAUUCGAGCUUAGAUUCCCCGACCAAGGAUGGAAGCACACCUGGAUUUGGUGAUUCUUGUACAGAAGAAACCCAGGAAUGUGCUGGUGUACCCUAUUCUGUUUGUAUGAUGGGACAAUGUCACUGUCGUGAGGGUUUCUAUAACGUCAAAGAAGCAUGCAAAGCUGAACUAGGAGAGUUCGUCAGAUCGGCCGCCGAUUGCGGGGAUGGUAUAUUCUCGCCCGAAAGUCGAUGCGUAUGUCGAAACAAUCAAUUUUAUAAUUACAAUAUGAGGACAUGUUUGAAAGGGGCGCUCGGUAUAAACACAUCUUGUACUGCUAGUAGCCAAUGUUCGCCUUAUGGGGCGGCCUACUGUCCUCAGGAAUCGCCUAAGAGAUGCACUUGUUAUCCGUACGCCGUGUACGAUGCCCAGCGACAGAUGUGUGUUCCUAGGAAGGGUUACGAGGAGUACUGCGUGAAAAAUGAACAUUGCACACUAGCGAACACACGAUGCAGCGAGGUUAACACAUGUGUUUGUCGACCCAACUAUAUGUAUAUCAAUGAAGCCUGCAUGGCUACCCAGGGAGGUACUUGCAGUAGCACGAAGGACUGUGGAUUCGAUAAGGCAGUAUGCGAGCCGGAAAAGGAUUCCAACGAGAAAGAGAAGAAGUGUGACUGUGUGAAGGGUCAUGUUUAUCACGAAAACGAGUGUCUUAAAGAAGCCGAGGAAUACGAGGACGAAUGCAACGUGAAUGAACAAUGCCAACCCCUACUUGGUAACCUAGCCAAAUGUAUGGAUGGGAAAUGCAAGUGCGAUGAGAGUUGUACGCACCUCAAGGACGGACAGUGCCAUAUGAAGAAAGCCUUAGACGAACGCUGCAGCCGAUCCAGUGAAUGUUUCGUCGAGGAUGGUGAGGACACAGUCGAAUGCCGUAACUCGGCUUGCCAGUGCAAGUUCGGCUAUACCGCCGACGUGGAACGUCAAGUUUGCGUAAAACCGCGUGGCAAAAGCUCUUCCGGUCGCCCAAGUGCUCUGAAGGUCAUCACCCUACUUUUAACAAGUGCGGCGGUUCUGAUUACCGGAUCAGCAUUACGGGAUGCCUACUACAUGUAGCUUGGCGACACUGUUAUUCACACGUAGAUGUACUCUUUCCUAUAGAAAGUUGAACGCACCAACAUGUAUCCUAUACGAUAUUUUCUACUCAAUGAUAUCGAUAACCAUGUGAAGUGGAUAGCAAUAUGAACAAUCUAAAUACAAGCAGUAGCUUGCUUACCGGAAGCAAUUAACUAGAGCAGAUAUUGUGGAACCAUAGCAUCAAUAAUUUAACACAAAUGAGAAUAGUUUUUAUUUUGUAAUAAAAUAAUUUACAAGGAAUCGAAUUCGAAUGGCUUGCCUAGGGGCUUUCACAGAUACGAAGCGAUGUAAUUAACGAAAGCGUUAGACACUAUGAUAUUUAUAAUAAGUAGAAAACGAUGGUGACAUUUCGGGGUCACUAUAAUGAUAGAAGCAAUCAUUUAAACCGCGCAACUCUAUUC